AUUUAAUUAAUGAAAAGAAUCCUAAUUUGCUUGCUUUUCAUAUCUUUAAUAUCUUGCAGGGCAGUCAAUUAUCAUGAAGAAGAUAAAAAACAAGUUCCUGAUGCAACUAAAAAAGAUGAUACUAAAACAGAAUAACCUAAGAAAGAGGAACCUAAGUAGGCUGAACCUAAAAAAGAUGAUGCUAAAAAAGAAGAACCUAAGAAAGAGGAGCCGAAGAAAGAUGAUGCUAAGAAAGAAGAGCCAAAGAAAGAGGAGCCAAAAAAAGAGGAGCCAAAGAAAGAUGAUGCCAAAAAGGAAGAGCCAAAGAAAGAUGAGAAAAAAGAUGAUACCAAAAAGGAAGAGCCAAAGAAAGAAGAGCCUAAGAAAGAGGAGCCAAAGAAAGAUGAUGCCAAAAAGGAGGAUGCUAAGAAAGAAGAAAAGAAAGACGAUGCCAAAAAAGAGGAUGUUAAGAAGGAUGAAAAAAAAGAUGAAAAGAAAGAAGAGAAAAAAGAUGAAAAGAAAGAUGAAAAGAAAGAUGAGAAGAAAGAUGAGAAGAAAGAUGAUAAGAAAGAUGAUAAGAAAGAAAAGAAAGAUGAUAAAAAAGAUGAUAAGAAAGAAAAGAAGGAUGAUAAGAAAGAUGAGAAGAAAGAAAAGAAGGAUGAUAAGAAAGAUAAAAAAGACGAAAAGAAGGAUGAUAAGAAAGACAAAAAGGAAGACAAGAAAGAUAAGAAGGAAGAUAAGAAAGAUAAGAAGGAAGAUAAGAAAGAUAAAAAGGAAGAUAAGAAAGAUAAGAAGGAAGAUAAGAAAGAUAAAAAGGAAGAUAAGAAAGAUAAGAANAAUAAAAAGUUCAUCAUUUUCGUAUAAAGGAAUCAAUGUCAACUUCAAUAAAUUAUGAAAAAUCAUAAUAUGAAUUUGAAGGAAUUUAUACAGAAAAAGAAGAAAAUAUUUAAAAAGCUCCUGACCUCAAAAUUCACAUUACUAAAGAGAAUCUAGUACCUCAAAAUAUGACUAGUGAUUGUCCAUUUUCAACUAAUCCAUAUUUGACAGGAGUUGCUAAAU
Messenger RNA from Paramecium sonneborni, 1038 nucleotides. The record is from the annotation of a GenBank genome assembly. Lineage: Eukaryota; Ciliophora; Oligohymenophorea; Peniculida; Parameciidae.